Messenger RNA from Leptidea sinapis, 7458 nucleotides. It is a transcript of the gene tank, whose product is annotated as etoposide-induced protein 2.4 homolog. Lineage: Eukaryota; Metazoa; Arthropoda; Insecta; Lepidoptera; Pieridae. Bases 142 to 1092 code for a protein of 316 amino acids. The transcript has 7 exons. Gene Ontology annotation, biological process: macroautophagy. Gene Ontology annotation, cellular component: endoplasmic reticulum. The record is from RefSeq and is a predicted model, not a curated record.
ACAAGACAAUGAAAUUUAAAAUCAAAACAAAUUAUAUUUUUAAUGUAAUCACUUAUUAUUAUUCUACAGUCGGUACAAAAGCUCAAUAAAUAAUAAAAGUAUGAGACUGGGACACGUCACACGUUGAUUAAAAAUCAAAGCAUGGAAAGCAUUACAAAUUUUUGUGGUUCGCUUAUCAAGGGCUUUAUUGAUAGCUUACGAGGAGUAACAGUUCUUCUUUAUUUGGAUAAAGAAAUUAACGAACGAGCAUUGAGUCGGUCACCUCAACCAGAUGUAGAUGUAUCAAGGCACAAAUUAUUAAAACAGCCAAAAGUUAAACAAGAGUCCAAAGUACUUACAAGGGUAUUACAAUCAUGUGUGCUCAACGGUUUUAUAUUUUUACUUAGCAUACUUGUGUUUGAAUAUGCUUUAUUGCCAGCAGUUAAAUACUUAGUAAUAGCUGUUUUCGGACAUAAUCCUGGCGUAGCCCACAAUGUCUGGUCUUGGAUGCAGCCAUUCUUGUCUAUGACAUUUAGAAUGAUAUGGGUUCUGCCACUGUUUUUGUUGAGUAAACUAGUAAACAGUUUGUGGUUUCAGGAUAUAGCUGAUUCAGCUUACAGACACAGAAGGGGUCGGCCACAGUUUAUGUCGAGUGUUAGUAAGAUUAUUGCUGACUCAUUGUUCAGCUUGCUAGUUCAAGCCUUAUUUUUAGUUCAGAGUAUGCUAGUAAGUAUGUUACCCAUUACAUAUGUGGGUGAACUAUUAUGUCUUGUUCAUAUGUGCCUUUUGUACUCACUGUACUCAUUUGAAUACAAAUGGUUUAAUAUGGGCUGGGAGUUACACAAGCGGCUAACGUUUAUAGAGACCAAUUGGCCUUAUUUCCUUGGAUUCGGUCUACCCUUGGCUGUUCUGACACAAAUACCCCAGUCAUAUAUCAUAAGUGGUUGUGUCUUCUCAAUAUUCUUUCCUGUGUUCAUUUUGAGUGGGAACGAAGCGACCCCAGUUACUGGAAGCGAAUACCCACUUCGUUUGUUCUCUCCUGUCGUGGCGAUUUCUAACGGAAUGUUUCGGUUCGUGCGGCACAGUGCAGACAUGGGCGACAAAGCGAGAUGAUAAUUGUUAGUACCGUACCCACGGACUAGUAAAAAAAUAAGGACUCCGUGUCACCUUACAUAACAGUGUAGCACCAAAACAAGCCAAUAAACGUUUAAAUACAUACACACACUACUACAGGCCGAUAGGCGGCCAUUAUGAGAAUUGUCAUCGUCGUUGACAAAUCAGUUUGCGUUUUAAUUAAAUAUUUAAAAAAUGCCGUCGUGCGUUGUGAAAAAGUGUUCAAACGAUACUAUAAGUAUUUGUGGCCAUAUAUGAAUAUUUAAGGGAGAAAAAAUUGUGUAACUAGUAUCCCCCGUAACCGCACACACACUAACAUAACGGUGCUUCACUUGCUAAUAUUAUGGCGCGGAGUCCUUUUUUUAUUCGUCCGUGACCGUACAAUACUUAUUAUACAUAAUUAUAUGACACAGCAAUAACUCGUCGGAUAGUUAUAUAUUAAAUAUAUAUCUAUGGGUACUUGUCAUGUCGUCUUUGACACAUUAAUUCACCUACCUACACGCACAUGACACAAUACCUCAAAAAAAAAAUUGCUUCAUACAAAAUAAUUUAUGAUUUUAUGCCUUGUCAAACAUUAUGUGGUUAGUGCACUGACCUCUACUAUUUACCACUGGACUGGCGGCUGUCAAAAUGCCUUUGUGCCUGUUUGAUAUUCGCCAUUUUGGCGCUGUUGGCCAUGUAGCGAGAGUCUGCAGUACUAAAAGCAGUAAUGACAACCUCAGCUAAACAAACAUUCAUAGGAAAACUGUUUACAUAACAAAUUGUGUACUUUAUUAUGUUGAUUCCUGAAGUAUAAAUAACACGGAAAACGACCGAAAUUUAUUCAAAAUGCAAAAAUACCUCAGAGUACUGUACGCUUCUCUCCAUUUGUAAUAAACGUCAAAACUAGUACUCAGGACGCUCGCGAGUGGCGCUUCGAAUAGGCACAAAAAAAUCCUGUCAAACAUAUGGAACAGCUUGUCCAGUGGUCAGUGACAGUGACAGAUCAGUGAGUUAGUGCCUAGUUAACCAAAUAAAUUACGAUGUUCAGUACAUGGGUGAAAGCCAAAAUAUUGACGCAAAUGACACAAUCGUGUCACAAAAUGUGUUGCGUUGACACAAAAGUAGCACAACAAUUUUUACUACAGUGACGCAAUAGUGUCCCAAAAUAGUAGCAUACCACUAUAACGUUAUAUGUUACGUUAGGGGCCAAAUAAAAGAUAAUAUUAAUCAAUAUUGAAAAUAGGUAUGUUUUAAUACAGGGUUACAAAAAACAGAAUUAUAAUCUUAUGUAAUGUUCUUAAGUUCUACGUUAACAAUGAAAUGAUUGCUUUGGCAAAGUGUAAAACCAAUAUUAUCAUUGACAAUUUACAUCAUUUAGGUAGAUCAUUUUUAUAAGACUUACGAAGCUUUUUAUAGUUAUGGAAGAGAGGGCAAACUAGCAUACCCGCCACUUGAUGUUAAGUGAUCACCGCCGCUCAAUUUCUCUUGCAACACCAGAGGAAUUACAGGAGCGUUGUCGGCUUUUAAAAAAAAUAUUGUUGUAGGUUUUAAAUUUUUGAGUUUCUCUGUAUCUUUUGAACUUUUCUGCUGCAGUAAGUGGCAUCUGAAGUUAUCUCAUGUGUUCGCUAAUAUACCUACACAACCAACAUGAAAGUCCUAAAGGUGCGAUACAGUCCAGUGUUUCUCAACAAGCCUAAAACAACGAACGUUUUUAGUUAAUCUGUAGUCCUGACGAGCGAGGAUGUUGCAUAUAUCUGCGAUGUGGUGUAGUGAUCCAUAAAACACAGAGGGCUGGUUGCUAACGACAUCCAGAAUAUUUCAUAGUAAAAAAUAUCUAAAUACCUAGAGGUAUAAAUUUCCUUAAAUGUUCAACAACCCUCUUAGUGUAAUCGCUACCUAUAUGGUAGCACAAUUCUAGUGGCACUAAGAUAGUGUUACAACUAUACUAAAGUAACACAAACCUACAAUUGUUAGAUAGUAGUGGGAGGCUGCUUUGCACAGGAUGCCGGCUAAAUUAUGGGAACCACAACGGCGCCUAUUUCUGCCGUGAAGCAGUAAUGUGUAAGCAUUAUGUUUCGGUCUGAAGGGCGCCGUAACUAGUGAAAUUACUGGGCAAAUGAGACUUAAAAUCUUAUGUCUCAAGGUGACGAGCACAAUUGUAGUGCCGCUCAGAAUUAUUUGCUUAUGGGCAUGGCGUAUCGAUUGCCAUUAGCUGAACGUCUUGCUCGUCUCGUUCCUUACUGUCAUUCAACUUUUCUCACUUAGAGAUGAUACUCCUUGCCUCUAGUCCAUAUCCAUAGUUAAAAUGCGUACAGAGCUGCCAGUCCGCGAAAUUUUUCUUUGUUUAUCGUCUUCUGCCAAUGAAAAACAAAGUUAUAGAUUAAAUAAAAAAUAAGGGUAUACAAAUAAAAAAAGUAGCACAAUUAUUGUUUGAAAUCACUUUAAAUAAUCAAAACUAGUAAAAAUAUGCACUAUUGCAUUAUUUCAAGUAUUUUGUUAUUAUUCUAUAUUAUUAUGAUUCGGGCAUGCUGGACAAAUAACCAUUUAAUUUGGUAUAAAUUUUUAAAGGGCAAAAAUUUCAAUACAAAAAAGUGUGUGUGUACUUAUGUAUGCACGCAAGAAGUUUACUUCUUUGGCCUAACAAAUUAAAAAUCCUUAAAAUUAUUUAUUCCUUGUGCUAUUCUACGUUUGUAGAAAGAACAAUAUUGUAAAAAUCUUGCAACGAUGGCUUUGGCAAUUAAUUAUUAAAAAAUGAAUAUGGCUGUAUGGGCCUGAACCCUUUGCCUGUCCUAAUAAUAGACGAAGAAACCAUAUAACCGAGGAACCAACUUCACCCUGUUACUUUUGCGUAACAGUUUAGGUACAUCUUAAAAUUUCACUCUCAUCAUUUUUUCAUAACGUGCCUAAAGAAGUAUAACUUCGAUAAAUACGUCAAUAUUUUGGCAUUCCUAUGUUAUUUUUUUGUGUGUGUUUUUUUUUUAUAUUGUGUAAUGGUAAUGGUCUCGGGUAGUAACAACCACAGAUUAUUGUUGAAAAUUGAAGGAGAUAUGAGGUAAUCUUAUUAUUAUAUAUUAUUUAAAUUAGAUUAAUUUAAUUUUUGUCAGAAUAAAUGAACAUAAUUUGUUACAAUGUUCAUUGCGCUGAUGAAAUUCUACGCGGAUUUCCUGUAGCCGUAGUUCAUGAAUUUAAAGUAGGUACUUAAUGAUUAUUAUUAUAAUUGACACUAAUGGUUUUUUGCAAUAUUUCUGUACAUUUUAUUAUAGGUAUUUUGUGUUUGACAUUGGAUUGUUGAAAGUAAUUUUUUAAUACAGUUGCUCAAAAAGUAGCGUAAUGCAGGUUCUUCUUUACUUUUCCCGAACUCGUGCGUUCUCUUUCCCAACUGUCAAAAUAAUGUCUAUUCAAAAAAAAAACGUUUUUUACAAAAAAAAAAAUCAUAGAAGUUUUUGUGAUUCAUGCAAAUAUCUCUAAAAAGAAGCUACUAAUUUGUUUCAAUAUCAUAUUUAAUGAUUUUAUUCAAUGAGUUAGGUUAGACUUCAUUUAUUUAUUGUGUUUUUAUUAUGCCAUUAAAUUGCUUCAUUUUGUCGCAACUGUAAUAAAAAUAGUUGUUCAGUACACGUGCGGAACCGUCAUUGCCACUUGUUCCGACUGUCAUUUGUCGGAACUCUUUGCAAUGACAGUGAGGACGGAGAGGUAAGCUCAUUGAGUGACAUUGACAAGUAAAAGUUCAAUGACCGAAAUCUUUUUUGAUACGCGACUGCACAUUUACCGAUAAAGUUUUCAUACUAUUAUAUAAAUUAUUAAUGUAUACCUGCAAAUAAAAUUGAUGUAUCUAUAGUCAAAUAAUAGCUUUUUACGAUAUGCAUCUGAUUACAUUAUUCAGAUAAAUCUCGAAACGGCUGGACCGAUUUUGAUGCAAAAUGUUAUUAAAUAAAAUCUGCCCGGGCGUUCGUUCGUCAUCAUCAUCAUCAUCAGUGGGAAGACGUCUACUGCUGGGCAAAGGCCUCCCCCAAGGAUUUCCAUGACGAUCGGUGCUGCGCUGCCCUCAUCCAACAUAUUCCGGCGAUCUGAACUAAUCGUCGUUCCAUCUUGUGGCGGGCCUACCAACAAUGCGUCUUCCGGUCUUCAAUUUAAAAAAAAAUUGUUUUAUCCGUGUUUUAAUGUGAAACAGCAACAAUAACAUUAGAAUACAGAGGCAAAUUUCGCCACUAAAUAUAAGACUAUAAUAGCUCAGAUGGCAUUGGGUGAUCCGGAAGCAGAAGACCCCGGUUCGAAUCCAGAUGUCCUAUUUUUUUUUUUCAAGUUUUGUACCUUCCUAAAAAUCCAGUCGUCUAGGUACUAUUUAUUGAUUUUUAAUACUAAGCACCUUUUUUGCUACUAAAUAACCUUAAUCAAUCAACAUUUGUAGAUUUAAAUAAAUUGACAAAAUUGUUUCAAAAUUUCUGGAUGUAAAAUCUGGUGAUACAAUAUUAAUCGGAUAUUUUUUUGUUAUAUAUCUAGCCUAUAUUAAACAUAAUUAAAGUUACGGCGAUAUCUUAAUAAAUGCAAAAAUAUACAUAACUAAUUGUUCAUUAUAAAAUUAAUUUUGAUAUAUAUUUAUAAUGCUGCUGUAUAUAUUAUGGUAAUAUCUUUAUUACCUCUAUGAAUUAUGAUAAAUUAUGUUGACAUGAUAAAAAUGUUUUUUUUUUCUGUAGGACCAUUCUGUGUUUAAUUAUUAUUUGUAACACUUAGAAUAUAAAUGAAAAUAUCUGCAGUUUUAACACGUUAAUGUGCCGUGGCAGAAUAAAAUGCGUUAACACUUCUGUUGCAAGUUACUGCCACGUCACGUUGCAAAUAAAAAAUAAGGUACUUAACGGGGAUCAAAUAUUAAAGAUUUAUGACAAAGUUGAUAAAACUAAAUAUACCAAAACAUGUGUAGGUAACAGUCACUCGCACUUUUAAUAUCUUUUACGCAAAGUGCCGUCUAAUUGACCUGACAACUUGGGCGAAAGUGCGUAAUUUUUUCUUAUAAAUGCGUGGGAGUUAAUUAGCGUGGUUCAGCGGGCGGAUAAAAUGUAUGAAGAUCCAUUAGGCACUAGCGUGAUUCAGCGGGCGGAUAAAAUGUAUGAAAAUCCAUUAGGCACUAGCGUGGUUCAGCGGGCAGAUAAAAUGUAUGAAAAUCCAUUAGGUAUUGACGUGGUUCAGCGGGUAAAAAAAAUCAACGGGCGGAAAAUGUUCAAAACUAAUGUAUUACGAAAUUCAAGAGAAUUAAAAAGACGUUUAUGAGGUAAAUAAUACUAUUACAUAAAUGACUAAAUAUUGUAAAUAGAGCGACCUACUAUUAAAUUUAUAAAUUUGAUUCUAUCGAAAUUCAAUGUUUAUGAUUUUGUUUGUGAAGUCUCGAAAAGUCCUAAAUUGUUUUUCUAGAUCACAUUCUAGGCUGCUUCGUGAACAUGUCGUAACUAUUAAUAAAAUCCACGCUUGUCUGUUGCUGGAUUAUUAGCUUUAUAUCCAAUUUCAUAUUUCUAUGAUGUUCGUUAUUAAAACUUUCGUGGGUCAUUAUUAAAUUAUCUAUUAAUGCGGCUUUACUCACGUUUUUGUCGGUGUCGGUAUCAACUACUUUCAGACCAUUUCGAGAUCCUUCAUCAGGGUGAGUACAUUCUGUGCACCCGUGGACACCAAUAGUGAUACUGUGUCAGUGAUACCGUCAUCACCGGCGUAUCCCGCACCCCCCGCCCUGUCCAGCCGCGCACUACGAGCUCAAGUCCGCAGUAAGAGGUGGGACGUUAUCGCGAACCCACCACACUCACCCUGAUGAAGGUUCUCCGAAUGGUCCGAAACUAGUAGGUACCUACACCGACAAAAACGUGAGUAAAGCCGUAUUAAUAGAUAAUGCAGAUAAUAUUCUUCAUAAUUAAGUGCCUACAUAACACAUUCGAAUCGGUCCAACCGCAAAGAUUAAUUUUAAUUUGAUUUAUGAUGUAUGUAUUUCAACUUUAAAUCAUAGAUUUAAAUUCACUCUUUAGAUUCACUUCAACAUAUUACAAUAAUCCAAUCUCUUCACACUUGAGAAUAUUUUCAGCAUAGUAAGUAGGUACUGAGGUCAUUGUCCGAAAUUUGUAUAUCUGCGCGACCGCGCUUUAUCCAUAUCUACUACUAUCACAAAGUCAUUUAGUACUCAAACCGUAGUAUGUCGUAUUUAUUUAAUUUCAAAAUAAUUGUAUUUUAAUGCUCAUCUUGUAUAUAUACAGAAAUAUGUAACGGUGAUAAUAAUAAUUAAAUAUAUAAUAUUGAUCAAUGUAUCUAUAGAUAUUACCUUUACCUAUAAUGAGGUGCGGAAUCAUAUGCUUUACAAUGUUAUUAGUUGAUUGUGAAUAUACUUUUACAUGACAUUAAAGGCUGAUUGAA